AUGCAGCUCACAGCCGCUAUCUGCUGGGGCGCCUUGCUUCUUUCGUCAGCGUUUGCAGCCGUCGAUGGCUCCAAGCGGACUCCGAGAAGGUUUCGGAGAGACUUGGCAGAUGAUACCACGGGCCCGCAACCAAAAAAACACUUCCACGAGUUACAAUUCCAUGUACACUACGAUGCACGUUUCGCCGAAGGCGUGCUUGUAUAUGCUGAGCACAGGCUGGCUCUGCAGAACCUAGUCCAGACGUACCUGGCCACCUUUGCCGACAUUGGCGUAGAGACCUGGCUCAUGCAUGGUUCUCUGCUGGGCUGGUGGUGGAACAAACAGAUCCUGCCGUGGGACACAGACCUAGACGUCCAAGUUAGCGAGCCAAGCAUGUACUAUCUUGCCGCCUACUACAACAUGUCCAUCUUCCACUACAAGACCCCGCGGCUACCCAACGGCCGAAAAUACCUGCUGGAGGUUAAUCCCAACUAUGUGAACCGUGAGCAGACUGACAAACUGAACGUUAUCGACGCCCGGUGGAUCGAUACCGAAACGGGAGUGUUUAUCGACAUCACCACCGCACGCUACAACCUGACCCAUCCGGCCGGCGAAGGCAUGCUCAGCUGCAAGGAUGGCCACGAGUACAGGGACACAUACAUCUUCCCGUUACGGAACACCGUUUUCGAGGGUACUCCCGUCAAGAUUCCUUAUCGCUACAGGGAUCUUCUCGUGGCAGAGUACGGUACUUGGGCCCUUGCCAACACUGACUUUCACGACCACAUCUUUGACGGCGAGACAAUGCAGUGGGUGCAUAAAGAGAACUACAUCCAGCCGGAGAUCUAA
Molecule: messenger RNA, 825 nt
Organism: Grosmannia clavigera kw1407
Lineage: Eukaryota; Fungi; Ascomycota; Sordariomycetes; Ophiostomatales; Ophiostomataceae
Product: mannosylphosphorylation protein
Exons: 7
Coding region: 1-825 (274 amino acids)
Source: RefSeq, a predicted model, not a curated record